This is a messenger RNA of Choloepus didactylus (southern two-toed sloth), 2398 nucleotides long. It is a transcript of the gene PKM, whose product is annotated as pyruvate kinase M1/2. Lineage: Eukaryota; Metazoa; Chordata; Mammalia; Pilosa; Megalonychidae. Gene Ontology annotation, molecular function: magnesium ion binding; pyruvate kinase activity; potassium ion binding. The transcript is spliced from 11 exons. Gene Ontology annotation, cellular component: cytoplasm. The coding region runs from base 164 to 1759 and encodes 531 amino acids. The record is from RefSeq and is a predicted model, not a curated record. Gene Ontology annotation, biological process: cellular response to insulin stimulus; glycolytic process.
GGGUGAGGGGCGGGGCGGCGGAGGGAUUGCAGCGGCUCUGUAGUCGUGAUAACCUUGAGGCUCAGGCGUGUGGUUCCCGCAUAGGAGCGACGCGUCCAGACUUCCCACACUUGUGCGUUUGCAGCGCAGCCAGAGCAGGACCUCCGGGAGCACCUCAGGAACCAUGUCGAAGGCCCAUAGUGAAGCCGGGACUGCCUUCAUUCAAACCCAGCAGCUGCAUGCAGCCAUGGCAGACACAUUUCUGGAGCACAUGUGCCGCCUGGACAUCGACUCGCCACCCAUCACGGCCCGGAACACUGGCAUCAUCUGUACCAUUGGUCCAGCCUCCCGAUCUGUGGAAAUGUUGAAGGAGAUGAUUAAAUCUGGAAUGAAUGUGGCUCGUCUGAACUUCUCUCACGGAACUCAUGAGUACCAUGAAGAGACCAUCAGGAAUGUGCGUGCAGCCACAGAAAGCUUUGCUUCUGACCCCAUUCUCUACCGGCCAGUUGCUGUGGCCCUGGACACCAAAGGACCUGAGAUCCGAACAGGGCUCAUCAAGGGCAGCGGCACUGCUGAGGUAGAGCUGAAGAAAGGAGCCACUCUGAAGAUCACUCUGGAUAAUGCGUAUAUGGAGAAAUGUGACGAGAAUGUCCUAUGGCUGGACUACAAGAACAUUUGCAAAGUGGUGGAUGUGGGCAGCAAGAUCUAUGUGGAUGAUGGACUUAUUUCUCUGCAGGUGAAGCAGAAAGGUCCUGAUUUCCUGGUGACGGAGGUGGAAAAUGGUGGCUCCUUGGGCAGCAAGAAGGGUGUGAACCUUCCAGGGGCUGCUGUGGACCUGCCUGCUGUGUCAGAAAAGGAUAUUCAGGAUCUCAAGUUUGGGGUAGAGCAGGACGUGGAUAUGGUGUUUGCGUCUUUCAUUCGCAAGGCAUCUGAUGUCCAUGAAGUCAGGAAGGUCCUGGGUGAGAAAGGAAAGAACAUCAAGAUAAUCAGCAAAAUCGAGAAUCACGAAGGAGUUCGAAGGUUUGACGAGAUCCUGGAGGCCAGUGAUGGGAUCAUGGUGGCUCGUGGUGAUCUGGGCAUUGAGAUUCCUGCAGAGAAGGUCUUCCUAGCUCAGAAGAUGAUGAUUGGGCGGUGCAACCGAGCUGGGAAACCUGUCAUCUGUGCCACCCAGAUGCUGGAGAGCAUGAUCAAGAAACCUCGCCCUACCCGGGCUGAGGGCAGUGACGUGGCCAAUGCUGUUCUGGAUGGAGCCGACUGCAUCAUGCUGUCUGGAGAAACAGCCAAAGGGGACUACCCUCUGGAGGCUGUCCGCAUGCAGCACCUGAUAGCUCGUGAGGCUGAGGCAGCCAUGUUCCACCGCAAGCUGUUCGAAGAACUUGUGCGCGCCUCAAGUCACUCCACAGACCUCAUGGAAGCCAUGGCCAUGGGCAGCGUGGAGGCUUCUUAUAAGUGUUUAGCGGCAGCUUUGAUAGUUCUGACGGAGUCUGGCAGGUCUGCUCACCAGGUGGCCAGAUACCGCCCCCGUGCCCCCAUCAUUGCUGUGACUCGAAACCACCAGACCGCCCGCCAGGCUCACCUGUACCGUGGCAUCUUCCCUGUGCUCUCUAAGGACCCUGUCCAGGAUGCCUGGGCUGAGGACGUGGAUCUCCGUGUGAACCUGGCCAUGAAUGUUGGCAAGGCCCGGGGCUUCUUCAAGAAGGGAGAUGUGGUCAUUGUGCUGACCGGAUGGCGCCCUGGCUCUGGCUACACCAACACCAUGCGUGUAGUGCCUGUGCCCUGAUGGACCUCAGAGCCCCUCCUGCAGCCCCUGUCCCACCCCCUCCCUCAACCCAUACAUUAGGCCAGCAAUGCUUGUAGUGCUGACUCAGGGCUGUAGUGUGGCACCGGUGGGCUGGGACACCAGAGGAGAAGAUUAAAGUCUCUGUGAUGUGUGACUGUUUUUAGGCACUGCUUGGGUGGGGGUAGCCCAGAACCUGACUGCCCAUCAUGUACCCUCCACCCCCACCCCCAAGCAAGGGGAGAAUGAAGGGCCAGGACCAGAGGCCCCAGGGCUUACUGUAAGAGGGCAACAGCUCCCUGUGCUUUCUGUACUUAAUUGAGUUCCUGUAGAAAAUGAAUGCCCAGAGAACUCCCGAUCCUGGCCAGGGGUCAGGAGACAACCAGCAAGGAUAGGGCCUUAGAACAUGGAGCAUUGGUUCUGGUUUAAGCAGACUGACCCUGGCUCUUACUUGCUUCCCCAGCCCCCUCAGCCUGCCCACUCCCACCUUGUUUGUGCAUUGUGCACUUCUGUUUUCCUGCACUAAGCUCAGCUGUUGCUGCAGAAAACACUCCUCCUUCCACUUUCCCCACUACUGCAGCCACUUCCAGGCCUGUUGCUAUAGAGCCUACCUGUAUGUCAAUAAAUAACAGCUGAAGCGCC